Messenger RNA from Aspergillus ibericus CBS 121593, 1974 nucleotides. Its product is annotated as putative GABA permease. The transcript is spliced from 5 exons. Gene Ontology annotation, cellular component: membrane. The record is from RefSeq and is a predicted model, not a curated record. Gene Ontology annotation, biological process: transmembrane transport; amino acid transport. Gene Ontology annotation, molecular function: transmembrane transporter activity. Lineage: Eukaryota; Fungi; Ascomycota; Eurotiomycetes; Eurotiales; Aspergillaceae. The coding region runs from base 382 to 1974 and encodes 530 amino acids.
UUCCCAUCUCGCAAACCCAUUAUUCACACUUCAAUAUCCAUCAGCUCAACUUGAUAAGCUUAUCAUCUUGUCUGACCCAUGACACAUGGAGUUGACAUGGACUGCUGUCCGCUCGUGUGCCCCCAACUGGUGGGCGACUGAAUUGCCUGCUGGCUCCACCGGCCAUCGCGCAGACCUUCUCGAUCCGGCAAUGAGCGCUAUCUUAUCGCUUCCCCGGUUAUCGUCCCCAGUUCGGCAUUGGUGAGCAUCUACUCCAGCAUUGAGCAGGGUCCGAUGCUCUGCCUGGAAAUUGGAUGCCAAUAAAUACCGCCCAAUGGCGGCCGCUGCCAUCAUGGCGGAAUUUUCGCCUCGCCUUUUCAUAUUCACAGCCAGACUCCAACAAUGGCGGUUUCCGAAGACGAGAUUCAGGCCGUCGGUCCAGCCACAACAGGCGAAGAUGUUCGCCUGGAGCAUCUGGGCUAUGAGCAGGAGCUCAAACGGUCCUUCGGGCUCUUGGGUAUGAUCGGUUUCAGUUUCAGUGUGGUCACCUCAUGGACCGCACUCAGUGGUGUCUUCAUCGUCGGUGUCACAUCCGGUGGCCCCCCAGUCAUGAUCUUCAGCUUCAUCGGUGUCAGCCUCCUCACCCUUGCCGUUGCCAUUCCCAUGGCCGAGAUGUGUUCGAUGUAUCCUGUGGCCGGUGGCCAAUACUCCUGGGUGGCUGCAUUUGCUCCUCCGAAAUUCGCCCGCGAGUUGUCCUACAUAACCGGAUGGUUCAUGCUCAUUGGUCUCCUCGCAAUGGGCGCAACCAACAACUCCAUCGCUGCCCAGUUCGUACUCGGAAUGGCCAACCUUGUCUUCCCCUCGUACGAGAUCCAACGCUGGCAGACCGUCCUAGUAGCCUACCUCGUGGCCAUCCUCGCCGCGGCAAUCAACAUCUGGGGCCCCCAUCUGCUCAACCGGAUCUCCCGCUUCAUCCUCAUCUGGAACAUCGCCGCCUUCUUCAUCACCGUUGUUGUCCUCCUCGCCACAAACGACCACAAACAAUCCGCCUCCUUCGUCUUCGUCGACUUCCAGAACUUCACCGGCUGGGACCGCGCCAUGGCCGCCAUCGUCGGCAUCCUGCAAGCCUGCUUCGGCAUGUGCUGCUACGACGCCCCGGCCCACAUGACUGAGGAGAUGAAAUCCGCCUCCAAACAAGCCCCCCAAGCCAUCAUCCUCUCCGUCGUCCUCGGCGCCAUCACCGGCUUCGCCUUCCUCCUCGUCCUCUGCUUCUGCAUCGGCGACAUCAACGCCACCCAAAACUCCGCCACCGGCGUCCCCGUCAUCCAGAUCUUCUACGACUCCACGGGCAGCAAAGUCGCCGCCUGCUUCCUCGCCAGCAUGAUCGCCGUCAUCGUCAUCAUCGCCGGGAACAACAUCCUCGCCGAAGGCUCCCGCUGCGUAUACGCCUUUGCCCGCGACAACGGCCUCCCAUUCAGUAAAUUCCUCGCCAAAGUCGACAAGAAGCGCCAAGUGCCCAUCAACGCUAUCCUCCUCACCCUGAUCGUCCAACUCGCCCUUGAUGCCAUCGACUUUGGCACCUCCACUGGCUUUGAAACAGUCAUUGCCAUUUCCACCGAAGGAUUCUACCUCUCCUACGCCAUGGCCCUCGCCAGCCGUCUCCUCGGCUACAUCACCAACCACCGCCCCACCCUAACGGGCCCCUUCUCCCUCCGUCCCUGGCUCUCCCUCACACUCAACACCCUCGGUCUCCUCUUCCUGCUCUUCGCAUCCAUCACGUUCAAUUUCCCGGAGUCGUAUCCCGUGACGAAGGACUCGAUGAACUAUACGAGUGCGGCGAUUGGGGUCGUUGCGCUGGUUAGUGUGCUUACGUGGGUGGUUACGGGGAGGAAACGUUUUACGGGGCCGGAGGGGUGGGAUGCCGCUGUACGGGUGGAGGGGAAGGUUGAGAUGGAAAUGGAGGGGGAUGGGGAUGGGGUGAAGAAGAGGGGGUAA